Messenger RNA from Penicillium cosmopolitanum, 921 nucleotides. RefSeq lists its product as uncharacterized. NCBI's taxonomy places the organism in Eukaryota, Fungi, Ascomycota, Eurotiomycetes, Eurotiales, Aspergillaceae. The coding region runs from base 1 to 921 and encodes 306 amino acids. The transcript has 2 exons. The record is from RefSeq and is a predicted model, not a curated record.
AUGUCCUGUCUGCAACCUCCUAGUGGUAGAAGUGACCACAACAGCAUCUCCUCUCGCCCCAAACUCACCCUCCAAACAACCUCGCUACCUCUCACCUUUGGCCGAUCCACAACUGGCCUGUCGCGCUCCUUCACUGCAACUGCGACUGCAUCGCCGACCGUCCGAAACACCUUCAAAAAUGCUUACGAUGCCACAUCCCCAUCUUCCACAGCCACUUCACCUACCAAGGCCUCCACCACCUCCGGCCUGCGAUUAAACACCACCACCACCACCACCACCACCACUGCCGUCCCUAUCGCCAAACCUAUUUCCCCCUUCAUUCAUCACACAAACCCCAACAACUCCCCGUACAGCUAUCGCAGCCCUUACAGCCUCCCACUUGGCGUGCGAAGCAUUCUCCGCAACUCCCCGCUCGAGGGAGCCUCACGACGGCGCUCAGGCUCCGUUUCCGCAGGCGCGGGUGGACCUGGCGGCGCAGGCGCACGCCGGGUCUUCUUCCCGCCAAGAAGCAAGUCAGCUUCCGACACAUCCUCGAAGAAGAGAUUCGCACGGAGCGAUACACGGCGCAACACCUGGAUCUCGUUCGGGAAGAGGCAUACGGACGAAGGAAGCGCUGACGAAAUCGGCGACCGAACAUCUCUGUCCAAGGAAGAGCGCAAGAAACGCCGCACGCUGCGCAUUGAGCGACAGGUUCGCGCUGUGGCGCUGCUGGAUGGUCUCGAGGCUACCCCGUACUCUCCGACGCCGCAGACGCCGCGACAAAAUCGGGUGAAACGGCGCCGUGAGUGGAAGUGGACUCUCGAUCCUAUCGAGGGGAGUCCGGAUAGUGCGCAGUCUGAGCUGCCACAGUCAAUACCAUACGAUCAACCUGCAUGCAUUUUGGCAGACCCGCGGCCGGAAUCGAAAUAUCUAUCGCAAUGA